This is a messenger RNA of Orycteropus afer afer, 1564 nucleotides long. RefSeq names its product zinc finger protein 24 (gene ZNF24). NCBI's taxonomy places the organism in Eukaryota, Metazoa, Chordata, Mammalia, Tubulidentata, Orycteropodidae. Gene Ontology annotation, molecular function: RNA polymerase II cis-regulatory region sequence-specific DNA binding; DNA-binding transcription factor activity, RNA polymerase II-specific. The record is from RefSeq and is a predicted model, not a curated record. Gene Ontology annotation, biological process: regulation of transcription by RNA polymerase II.
GCGCCGGAGGCUUCUGGGAAGAACUUAUUUAGCGGCGUUUCAGCGUCUGCCCUGGACAGCGAAGCUGUUGCGGUUCCUGAGCCCGAGGAGUGCCUGUGAAGAAAACGGGGAUUUUCCCUGAGUCCUGUGUCCUGACUUGAUUUUCCUUUCUUGAAGUAUUGUAAUUCAGGAUGUCUGCACAGCCAGUGGAAGAAGAUUCAAUACUUAUCAUCCCAACUCCAGAUGAAGAAGAAAAAAUUCUCCGAGUGAAGCUGGAGGAGGAUCCUGAUGGUGAAGAGGGAUCAAGUAUCCCAUGGAACCAUCUUCCUGACCCAGAAGUUUUCCGACAACGAUUCAGGCAGUUUGGAUACCAGGAUUCACCUGGGCCCCGUGAAGCUGUGAGCCAGCUCCGAGAACUUUGUCGUCUGUGGCUCAGACCAGAGACACACACAAAAGAACAAAUCUUGGAGCUGGUAGUGCUGGAACAGUUUGUAGCCAUCCUACCCAAAGAGUUACAGACCUGGGUUCGAGAGCAUCAUCCAGAGAAUGGAGAGGAAGCAGUGACAGUGCUGGAGGAUUUGGAGAGUGAGCUUGAUGACCCUGGACAACCGGUUUCUCUUCGUCGGCGAAAACGGGAAGUGCUAGUAGAGGAGGUAGUAUCUCAAGAAGAAGCUCAGGGAUUACCAAAUUCUGAGCUUGAUGCUGUGGAGAACCAGCUCAAAUGGGCAUCUUGGGAGCUCCAUUCCUUAAGGCACUGUGAUGAUGAUGCUAGGACUGAAAAUGGAGCACUGGCUCCAAAGCAGGAGAUUUCUUCAGCAGUAGAAUCUCACGAUGUUGUUCCUGGCACUCUCAAUAUAGGUGUUCCUCAAAUUUUUAAAUAUGGAGAAGCCUGUUUCCCCAAGGGCAGGUUUGAAAGAAAGAGAAAUCCCUCUCGAAAGAAACAGCAUAUAUGUGAUGAAUGUGGAAAACACUUCAGUCAGGGCUCAGCCCUUAUUCUUCAUCAAAGAAUUCACAGUGGGGAGAAGCCCUACGGAUGUGUUGAGUGUGGGAAAGCGUUCAGCAGAAGCUCCAUCCUUGUGCAGCACCAGAGAGUCCAUACCGGAGAAAAACCUUACAAAUGUCUUGAAUGCGGGAAAGCUUUUAGCCAGAAUUCGGGGCUUAUUAAUCAUCAGCGAAUCCAUACUGGGGAGAAACCUUACGAAUGUGUUCAGUGUGGGAAAUCCUAUAGUCAAAGCUCAAAUCUUUUUAGACAUCAGAGAAGACACAAUGCAGAAAAACUUCUGAAUGUUGUGAAAGUUUAAGAAAUUGAAAAAAAAUUCAGCACUCAGGUCUUUUUCUUCAGAAAUGAAGAUAAAAUUAAAACCAUGAAAUGAUACAUAAUAGUUUGCUUCCCUAUUGACUGUCAGAAAAUCCACUGGGAAAUGUAAAAAUUUUUCAUCCACCAUUAUUAGUUUAUCUUGAGAGAAAUGGUGUCAUACCUGUCUAGAAACUGAAAUUUUAAACUUAAUUCAGGUGUUAAUGCCUAAAUCUUCCAUGUGAUAUUUAUACUUUCUAUUAUUUUUCCAAAUAAUGAACUACCUGAUUC